GACGUACCAGCCCACAGGAAACAAACUUCACCUACUCUCAGAGACAUACCAGCCCACAGGAAAUCAGACCGACAGCUCUUAAAAAAGAGACAGACGUUCAAAGAGGUUUGUGAAGGGAAGCUCUGAUGGCGGAGGGAACUCUUGGGAGUGAUUGUGAGUGAUUUGGAGAAAGAGACACGAUCAGUACAGACCUCGUUGCAUCAACGUUAUAAAGGUGGACUUCUGCUUACAGGAACAGACAUCUUGUCAUAAAAGACAGACUCCACACAUCGGGCAGCAUGGACGCCAUCUUCAACUUGCUGGACGUGGCGGAGAAGCUGUACUCGCUGUGCCGGACCGUGCAGGACAACAAGGAGCAGUGCGCUCGCCUGGCCAACUUCCUGUCCUCCAUGCAGGGCGUCCUGCGCGGUCUGCAGAGGCAGGACCCCAGCCGCCGGCCUCCCGACCUGGACACGCGUCUGGCCGCGCUCGGGACGUGCUUCAGGGACGCGGAGGAGCUGGUCAACAAGUACGGCAGCGCGGGCCUCCUGGCCAAGGUGUUCAAGGCCAAAACCAUGGAGGACGACUUCCAGGGGGUGUUCGAGCGCCUCGAGGAGCUGCGGCAGCUGCUCUCGCUGUCCCUGCAGGUGGAGCAGAGGGGUCAGGUGCAGUCCGUGCACGACACCGUCGACAGGUCGGAGGUCAAGAUCGACAUGCUCAACGAGAAGAUGGACAAACUGAUGCAAGACAAAGAGGUGAAAGGAAAGAAAGCAGGACCUGAGGCUCCGCCCCCUGCGGCCCCCUCACAGGAUGCAGUGGCAGCGCUAAGUGCAGUGCGCAGCAGGUUCGUGGAGAAGGCGAGCUUGUCCCUGCUGAAGCAGCUGCUGGAUGAACUGCGCACUGAACGCGUGCUGAACGAGGAGGAGGCGGAGUCAGUGCUGGAGGAGCAGGCGGCCCGAGCUGACCGUGCCCGCUGCCUCAUCGACAUCGUGCGCAAGAAGGGCCGCCGCGCCAGCGAGAGCAUGAUCGCCCACCUGAGGGAGAAGGACCCCGCACUGACCGAGACCCUGGGGCUCGUCUGAGGGGAGGAGGGAGAAGGACCCCGCGCUGACCGAGACCCUGGGGCUCGUCUGAGGGGAGGAGGGAGAAGGACCCCUCAUUGGCCGAAACCCUGGGGCUCGUCUGAGGGGCAGGAGGGAGAAGGACCCCUCAUUGGCCGAAACCCUGGGGCUCGUCUGAGGGGCAGGAGGGAGAAGGACCCCUCAUUGGCCGAAACCCUGGGGCUCGUCUGAGGGGAGGAGGGAGGACGAGGGCUGGACCACGCAGGUGUGGGCGGAGCAGAGAACUAUUGCUGGAGAGGAACUCCAGUGGUGUCACAUGACACUCGGCCGGAAUGUUAUCUGCAUAAAAAGCAGUUUUGUGACCAAAAAGCUGUGGGUGUGCUGCUGUCAAACUAACUUUACAUCACUUGGCUGCUUGUCAUAAACAGUGCCUUUUUUGUGCCAUCUACAGUAUAUUUUAUAUGUUUUAAAAAUAUAUCUUCUUGUGUCAGCCAUA
Messenger RNA from Sardina pilchardus (European sardine), 1536 nucleotides. RefSeq lists its product as uncharacterized. The transcript has 4 exons. Lineage: Eukaryota; Metazoa; Chordata; Actinopteri; Clupeiformes; Clupeidae. The record is from RefSeq and is a predicted model, not a curated record. The coding region runs from base 279 to 1061 and encodes 260 amino acids. Gene Ontology annotation, biological process: cell surface receptor signaling pathway; regulation of apoptotic process.